Messenger RNA from Peronospora belbahrii, 564 nucleotides. Lineage: Eukaryota; Oomycota; Peronosporomycetes; Peronosporales; Peronosporaceae. The record is from the annotation of a GenBank genome assembly.
AUGAAGGCAAAUGCAGGUGUUGUCAUUAUUGGACAGCGAGUGACACUCGUGCCAUAUGAAAAAGAGCAUGUAUGGAAAUAUUACAAUUGGAUGAAGGAUUCAUGGCUACAAGAAAUGACGGCAUCGGAGCCAUUAUCGAUCGAGGAAGAAUUUGAGAUGCAAAAGUCAUGGAGAGAAGACGCCAAAAAAUGCACAUUUAUUGUCUUAUCAAAUGCAAAAGGUGAUGAUAAUAAGCCAGAGGCUUCAUAUACUGACGAGAAAGCGAUUGAUCGUAUGGCUGGAGACGUGAAUUUGUUUUUUAACGACUAUGACGAUCCCCACGCGUGUGAAGUGAACGUUAUGAUUGCAGAAGAAAAGUAUCGUCGCAAUGGCUUGGCGGAGGAAGCAGUAAAGCUUUUAAUGGCUUAUGCGACGUCAAAGCUUGACGUUACCCGAUUCUUUUGCAAAAUCAUUGAAACGAACAGCGCUUCACUUCAGCUUUUUGAAAAGCUGGGGUAUGUCAGGUAUAAUUAUGUGCCUGCAUUUAACCAGGUAGAAAUGGAGCUGGUCAUCAACGAUAAGUAG